Harmonia axyridis is the source of this 1235-nucleotide messenger RNA. It is a transcript of the gene Adat1, whose product is annotated as tRNA-specific adenosine deaminase 1. The record is from RefSeq and is a predicted model, not a curated record. NCBI's taxonomy places the organism in Eukaryota, Metazoa, Arthropoda, Insecta, Coleoptera, Coccinellidae. Gene Ontology annotation, molecular function: RNA binding; adenosine deaminase activity. The transcript has 3 exons. Gene Ontology annotation, biological process: RNA processing. Bases 1 to 1218 code for a protein of 405 amino acids.
AUGGAGGAUCUACAUUUUUCUGAAAUUAUAGCAAGAGCUGGUUUGAAAGCAUUCAAUAAUUUGCCGAAGACUGGAAAACCAAAUAGUAAUCAGUGGACAGUGUUAUCGUGUAUUGUUCAGGAAAAUAAUUCUUGUUGUGAGGUUGUUGCUUUGGGGACUGGCUCUAAAUGUAUAGGAACUAAUAAAAUGUCACCUGUUGGCGACAUCCUGAACGAUUCGCAUUCAGAAGUCAUAUGUCGUAGAGCUUUUCUUCUUUAUUUAUACGAACAAAUGGAAAAUGCAUUAUUGAAAAAAGAAUCCAUAUUUUUUUUUUGUCAGAAGUCUUUGAAAUUUAAAUCGAAUGAUAAUGUGAAAUAUCAUUUCUUUAGCACAAUGAUGCCUUGUGGUGAUGCUAGUAUAUUUCCAAAGUGUGAUGAUAAUAAUGCUGGCGAUGUUGUUGGUAUUGAAAAAUGUGAUUUGAAAGAUGAUAGGUCUGUUAAUUCUUAUGAACCUUUAUGUAAAACAAUGAAGGGAAAUGAUGGUGAUAUUUAUCGUACUGGAGCUAAAUGUUUAGAAAGUGAAGAAAAGAAAGAUCCUAGAGGAGAAGGAGCUGCCUAUCAUAUUACUGGAGUAGUAAGGACCAAGCCAGGUAGAGGAGAUCCCACACUUUCAGUAUCUUGCAGCGAUAAAAUGACGAAAUGGUGUUAUUUAGGCUUACAAGGUGCUCUCAUGAGUAUAUAUUUGGAAGAACCAAUUUACUUGUCGACACUAACUAUUGUUGGAAAUACACCUUUCUGCACAGAAUCUCUUGAGAGAGCUUUUUAUGGCAGAAUUGUGAAUUUGAAGUUGUUUCCACCAUAUGAAGGAAAAAAAAUGAUAUUUCAACAAGCGAAAGAUAGUAUAUUCCAUUUUCAAAAAAGUGAUCAAAAAGAAGUUUGCCCAAGCUCUAUUAUUUGGUAUAAGGAUGCAAAGAAAUCAGAAGUUGCAGUAGAAGGAAGAAAACAAGGGAUUACAAAGAAAACCAAACAUUUGGAAUCUUCUAGAUUGAAAAUUUGCAAAGCUGAAUUAUUCAAACGAUUCAAAUCACUUUAUCAACAUGUUAAUUCCAACAUUGAUAGCCUGAACUAUAGACAGUAUAAAGAAAUUGCUAAAGAGUAUCAAUUGAAUUGGAAUGUUCUGAAAUAUUACUUAGGGAAAUGGCCAGAGAAACCUAAUAUUUUGUUGGAGUUAAAUCAAUAAAGAUUACUGAUCACUUG